AUGCUACAGCCAAAAGUGUUAACAUCGGUUCUGAGUCAAGCCAAUACGGGAGGGGUUGAAAAUACGAUAUUACUCACACACGAAGGAGCAUUAUUAGCAUUUUCCGGAUUUGGUGACCGAGAUGCAACGGUAACGGCGGCAAUCGCAAGCAACAUUUGGUCCGUGUACGAAAAAAAUGGCCGAAACGCGUUUCGGGAAGAUAGGCUUCAGUACGUAUUUCUUCAGUGUGAGAAUGGUAACGUCGUCAUCACGCAGGUUGCCAACCUUCUGCUCUGCCUGUAUGCCCGGGACAACGUGGGACUCGGUAUACUGAAGGAGAAAGCACAAGCGCUUGCAACGUAUCUGGAGGGCCCACUGAAGGAGAUUGCUACGUCAUAG
This is a messenger RNA of Anopheles marshallii, 378 nucleotides long. RefSeq names its product ragulator complex protein LAMTOR2 homolog (gene Lamtor2). Bases 1 to 378 code for a protein of 125 amino acids. The transcript is spliced from 2 exons. Gene Ontology annotation, biological process: positive regulation of TOR signaling; cellular response to amino acid stimulus. Gene Ontology annotation, molecular function: guanyl-nucleotide exchange factor activity; molecular adaptor activity. Lineage: Eukaryota; Metazoa; Arthropoda; Insecta; Diptera; Culicidae. The record is from RefSeq and is a predicted model, not a curated record. Gene Ontology annotation, cellular component: Ragulator complex.